Molecule: messenger RNA, 778 nt
Organism: Suillus subaureus
Lineage: Eukaryota; Fungi; Basidiomycota; Agaricomycetes; Boletales; Suillaceae
Exons: 4
Coding region: 125-682 (185 amino acids)
Source: RefSeq, a predicted model, not a curated record
CUCGAGGUUUAAAAUAUCCUGAUAGGCCCUCUCACGAACACGAUGAUAGUGUUUACUUUGUCGCAACUUGACACUGCAGACGAUAAGAACCUGUCGAAUAUCCUUGAUUCCGCAGACAACGGAUAUGAAGCUCACCUUCAAACCACCUCAUGUACGUAACACCGUGAUUACAAAUGAGCAGGGUCAUGUUCUGUACUCGACCUCGACCUCCUUCUCGUUCGGCACUCGUGAGACGGUCGUCAAAAAGCAUGUCCCAAACGAAUUCAAUAUUGGCCGAGUAGAAUCGUCAGAAAUCCUAGCAAAGAUCGAGUGGCACACAUUUACUUCAACUGUCAUCGAGUAUGCCGGGAUGAAUUUGGCGACUUCUCAGUUCAUUCCGACUAAGGGGAUUCUUGGACGGCGGCGCGUUUUCCGAGGUCCUGACGGACACUUAUACAAGUGGAAGAUCGGCCCGCGCGAAUGCAUCCUCAUGCUCGGUGCUACGGAAGUUGCGCGGCAUCACCCGUUGAACCUUGGUUUCAAGAAGGCAGGACAUGAAGCAUACCUAGAGGUCUUUUCGCCAGUCGAACAUAUGGUGGACCUGGUAGUGUUGACGUUCAUAUAUGUCGAGAAACUGCGACGGGGAUCUCAGGAGAGCCCGGGAACGGAUCGCAUGCAUGCACCGAUUGAACCAGCUAAUUAGCUUCAGUAUGAAAGGCUCAUGUGAAGAAGAUUGCAUGUCCCUGUUGAUUCUGUUUCGAUCUUCUGCGACGUCUUCUCACGCAGGGGGACGACGUCC